This is a messenger RNA of Spodoptera frugiperda (fall armyworm), 504 nucleotides long. RefSeq lists its product as uncharacterized. Bases 157 to 492 code for a protein of 111 amino acids. Lineage: Eukaryota; Metazoa; Arthropoda; Insecta; Lepidoptera; Noctuidae. The record is from RefSeq and is a predicted model, not a curated record. The transcript has 3 exons.
AGUCUACUGCCUCGAGUAUUAUGAUAUCUAGUCUGUGGCCACAGACCUUAGUAAACAUUUAAAUUAAAUAACAGAACACAGUUCAGAGCUACAGUGCGCGGGCGACGGACGUGCUUUAUUUUUAAAUUGUUUGUGUAAAAUUGUACUCGCGUAAAUAUGAAAAUUACGUUACUUCUGGUGGCAGUGUGUCUGGCGGUCAGUCUAGUGUCAGCUGUCAGCAUAAAGUCUGACAGACGACACGUGCUCAUCAACAAGCCCAAGAUAGAUGAGUUUGGGUCUCGAGCUAAGAGGUCUCCGUGGCCUUGGGCGAGGCCUGGGGGCGGCGUCAAAGGUGGAGUCAAAGGUUACAAUCCUGCUGAUGCGCCACCUAGCGAGCUGGAAAUGAAAGUGCGUAAGGGUGAAUACGUCUGCGGCAAUAGGAUAUGCAAAUUGGAGCCGGGAGUCGAACCAGUUGGGUGUAACGGCAUCUGUCAAUAUGCUAUCGCUAAAUAAAGUCAUUUAAGA